Molecule: messenger RNA, 741 nt
Organism: Gryllus bimaculatus (two-spotted cricket)
Lineage: Eukaryota; Metazoa; Arthropoda; Insecta; Orthoptera; Gryllidae
Source: the annotation of a GenBank genome assembly
AUGAAGUUUGCUGGUGCGUUUCAGUUGGUGACUUUUGAUGCUACAGGAACGUUAAUGAAAUUCCGUAUAUCUCCUCCGGAACAAUAUGCAAUAGUUGGAAGUAUGUAUGGAGUGGAAGUAAAUGUUAAGGACAUUACUUCUAAUUUCAAAUUAAACUGGAAACUCCUGAAUAAAGAACAUCCAAAUUUCGGGAAAAUGUCAGGGCUGGGGUGGGAGAAGUGGUGGUACGAACUUGUAUGUAGGACUUUCAGAGCAAGUACUACCAGAAAUUCAUUUUUAGAAGCAUCAAAGUUAGACUUAAUUGCACAGCAUCUUAUCAAAGGAUAUAGUUCUGGUUCAUAUUAUGAACUGUACCCUCAUGUAAAAGAAGUAAUGGAGAAUUUGCAAAAACAAAAGAUCAUUUUAGGAGUUUUAUCAAAUAAUGAUGAAAGAUUAAUUAGUGUUUUAGAACAUCUAGGCUUAUUACCAUAUUUUAAUUUUGUGUUUACAUCAUACAAUGUUGGUUAUGAAAAACCUCAUUGCGAAAUAUUUCAGAAAGCUUUGCAAUGUAGUAAAGUGCUGCCAGAACAUGCAUUACAUGUUGGUAACAGUCCAGUACUGGAUUAUUUUGCUGCCAUAAAAUGUGGGUGGAAUGCGGCUCUCAUUCAUCAAGAACAAAAAGAUUUAGAGCAAUAUAAUUCCGAAAUUCCUUCACACCUAAUUUUUAAAAACUUUCUUAAUCUCCAGCAUUUCUUAUGUUGA